This is a messenger RNA of Laccaria bicolor S238N-H82, 448 nucleotides long. RefSeq lists its product as uncharacterized. NCBI's taxonomy places the organism in Eukaryota, Fungi, Basidiomycota, Agaricomycetes, Agaricales, Hydnangiaceae. The record is from RefSeq and is a predicted model, not a curated record. The coding region runs from base 35 to 385 and encodes 116 amino acids. The transcript has 3 exons.
UCGUCAACCUCAGGACCAUCACCGUCCAACGAGGAUGGGGUCAACAGAACCUGAAGCCUGGUGGACGUAUGUCAUGAGGGGGCGAGACGGGUGUGGCGUCGAAGGCAAUGGGAAAGUUUCGCGCGCAAUCUCCAGCAGCAAUCUGACCUUCUCCCUAUCUAACGGAUUGGCUUUCGUCGAGACGGAGGAUUCGACGGGUGAUUGGUCCGGGUGUGGUGCGGAUGGGGAUGCAUUUUGUGUUCUAGAUGGCUGGCUGUAUUCGAAUGAUACGUGGCAGAGCCCGCGCCCUUCACUGUACGUUGCGGGUGGUGGGCGUGUGACGAGGAGGAGGCGUUGGUGGAGGUGGGUGUGGUUUGAUGCGUCAAGAGCGGUUUACUUGCCUUGAUUAUCGUUAUAGUCCAGGCAUGUAAUGUAAGUACUCCCGUGUUACUAAAUUGGGUUUUAGCUC